AUAUUGAGGUUGCCUGUUAUGGUUAUGAAGGGAUAGAUGCAGUAAAAGAAGCUUUGAGAGCAGGCUUGAACUGUUCCACGGAGAACAUGCCUAUUAAAAUUAAUCUGAUAGCCCCUCCUCGUUAUGUGAUGACUACAACAACACUGGAGAGAACCGAAGGUCUCUCUGUUCUAAAUCAAGCCAUGGCUGUAAUUAAAGAAAAAAUUGAGGAGAAGAGAGGUGUCUUUAAUGUGCAGAUGGAGCCUAAGGUGGUUACUGACACAGAUGAGACUGAGCUUGCAAGGCAGUUGGAAAGACUGGAGAGGGAAAAUGCUGAAGUGGAUGGGGAUGAUGAUGCCGAGGAAAUGGAAGCCAAAACCGAAGACUAAUUAUUCUGGGACAUUGAGAAGAGACAGACCAUAUGAAAAAUUAAAGACCCCCAUUGCAAACACUCUGGACUAAAUGUUUCCAGUAUUGAAAACUUCAAAUGCAAAUACCCCAAGUGUUUUACCAUUUAAAAAAGACCAAUAUGUGAAAGGCUCUUCUAAAUAACAUUUGAUGCAGCAACUUACACAAAUUGAAUCCUUCUUGAAGGCAAGGUGCUAGUCAGAUUCAGACACAGGUCUGGCCAGAAGGAGGCUGCAGCCACCUGCUUAACGCUUUCAUACGUAACAAUUCCAAGCUGGUUAAUACAGCUCAGUGUAUCUGUUAGUGAUCUUUCCUAGGAGCACCAAAACCAAGCAAGCUGAACAGUUCUAUACAGAAUGUCUUUGACCAAUUGUUCAAUAAAUUUCUGGGCUAUGUUAACUCC
This is a messenger RNA of Eurypyga helias (sunbittern), 790 nucleotides long. RefSeq names its product eukaryotic translation initiation factor 2, subunit 1 alpha, 35kDa (gene EIF2S1). Gene Ontology annotation, cellular component: eukaryotic translation initiation factor 2 complex; eukaryotic 48S preinitiation complex; multi-eIF complex. The annotation marks the transcript as partial. The record is from RefSeq and is a predicted model, not a curated record. The transcript has 3 exons. NCBI's taxonomy places the organism in Eukaryota, Metazoa, Chordata, Aves, Eurypygiformes, Eurypygidae. Gene Ontology annotation, molecular function: ribosome binding; RNA binding; translation initiation factor activity.